Messenger RNA from Oncorhynchus masou masou (cherry salmon), 3004 nucleotides. RefSeq names its product zinc finger protein 501-like. The coding region runs from base 1036 to 2706 and encodes 556 amino acids. Gene Ontology annotation, cellular component: nucleus. The record is from RefSeq and is a predicted model, not a curated record. NCBI's taxonomy places the organism in Eukaryota, Metazoa, Chordata, Actinopteri, Salmoniformes, Salmonidae. Gene Ontology annotation, molecular function: RNA polymerase II cis-regulatory region sequence-specific DNA binding; DNA-binding transcription factor activity, RNA polymerase II-specific. Gene Ontology annotation, biological process: regulation of transcription by RNA polymerase II. The transcript is spliced from 3 exons.
CGAGUUGGCCCUCGAUUUUGCUUGAAGGAGCGAGUGAACAACUUGGUCAUUUGAUGGGUUGAUAUGACCCACAAUCCAAUGCAAACUGUAGUCACAUGUCAAACUCUGGUGGCCGCGAAGUGUCACAUUUAAUCAACAACCUGCACUUAAGGCAUCUCAGAAAAAUAUUAAUCGAGCGUUCUAAAAAAUAUAUAUAUUGAUUUUAGCUUUGGAAAAUUGGCUUAGUUUUGUAGUGAGGAGUGCAAUUCAGAAGUGUAAUGGAAUAAAUGACCAUACUUUGGGUAACUGUAGCUAGCUACCUUACAGGAGUGCUAGCGAGAUACAUUUCCUUACUCGGUAACGUUACAAUAAUAAUAAUAAUUGUAUUUUUUGCUCCAAGAUGGCAUAGCAGUUCAGACGUCUUUUGUCCUCGUCUUGUCGUGUCCCAAUUAUUUAUUUAUUUAUUUACAACUUUUGUUUCACAUACGUUUUUGAAAUUUUCCAUAAACGCAUCUUCAAAACACUCUCCUGCAACCCGCCUCACCAAUUUAUAUUUAUAAAAAACUAUUAUUUACCUCGAAUCUGUAAUCCUCCAAGAAGCUAGCCAGAAACUCCAAGAAACUAGCCAGAAGCUAAUCAGAAGCUAGUUAGCUUCUUUACUGGCAAAUCGUUAGUAUUCAGCGAACCACGGUUUGUGGUCAUCAGCUAUCAUUUAGCUCGAAAAUCUAUUGCCAGUUUUGUACAGCACAGCGCGGCUUGGAACGGAACACACCGGACCAAUUUCUCUUUCCAUGUCCCUGGAUUUCAACCGCUAACUCUGGACAUUCAUACCUGGAUCUCACAGCUAGCUAGCUGCUAUCCGUGUGACUAUCGGCUUUCGUCGAUUCCGGAGCAAACAUCAAUUAUUCCGGAGCUAGCCAGCUGAAGAGUUCAAUACGGCAAUAGGUGUAGUCUGCCAUAAAACCUUAAAGAAUGACAAAAUUAGAGCAAAGCAGUUUAACUGUACUGUUGUAGCUGAAACCAUUCAUAUCAUACAAAGGAACAGUAGCUUCCACAAUGGGUCGGGACAAAGCUAGCCUGUCCCCCUCCACCCUCCAGGAGUCCCCAGGUCAUCUGCCUCUCCGUACUUUACUGCUGGUUCUGGUCGACUGCAGGAAAACACCGGGGCAGAGUGGAACUGAGAGAGGAGAAGAAAUGGAAGAUGGAGAUUUCAUUUCAUUAAGCGACAUCCCUAAUCGUUGCUCUCUUAGAGGGAGGGGCUUAUCAUCUGGGGAGCCUCAACAACAUCAUGAUGCUGACAAGAAAGAGAAGAGUCUCUCCAGAACAAAACACCGGCAUAGAGGUAUAGGGAAGAAACCUCACCACUGCUGCUCUGACUGUGGGAAGAGUUUUGCUAAACAAGACUUGACUAUUCAUGAGCAAAUUCACACCGGAGAGAAACCAUUCCACUGCUCUCGAUGCGGGAAGAGAUUCACUGCAUCUAAAACUUUAAAAUCUCAUCAGAGAAUUCAUACAGGGGAGAGGCCUUACCCCUACUUUGAUUCUGAGAAAUGCUUCAAACAAUCAGGAUCCCAGACUACACAAAAACACACAGGACAACCUUAUUGCUGUGAUCAGUGUGGGAAGAGAUUCAAUCAAUCAGGAGCCCUGACUAGACACCAACGCAUACACACAGGAGAAAAGCCUUAUAGCUGUGAUCAGUGUGGGAAGAGUUUUACUCGAGAUUACACCCUGACUAUACACCAACGCAUACACACAGGAGAGAAACCUUAUAGCUGUGAUCAGUGUGAGAAGAGAUUCAAUCAAUCAGGAGACCUAACUGCACACCAGCGCAUACACACAGGGGAGAAACCUUAUAGCUGUGAUCUGUGUGGGAAGAGCUUCAAUCAAUUAGGACACCUGACUAGACACCAACGCAUACACACAGGAGAGAAGCCUUAUAGCUGUGAUCAGUGUGGGAAGAGCUUCAAUCAAUCAGGAGACCUAACUACACACCAGCGUAUACACACAGGGGAGAAGCCUUGUAGCUGUGAUCAGUGUGGGAAGAGCUUCAGUCAAUUAGGACAACUGAUUAUACACCAACGCAUACACACAGGAGAGAAACCUUAUAGCUGUAAUCAGUGUGGGAAGAGCUUCAAUCACUCAGGAGCCCUGACUAGACACCAACGCAUACACACAGGAGAGAAGCCUUAUAGCUGUGAUCAGUGUGGGAAGAGCUUCAGUCAAUUAGGACAACUGAUUAUACACCAACGCAUACACACAGGAGAGAAUCCUUAUAGCUGUAAUCAGUGUGGUAAGAGCUUCAAUCACUCAGGAGCCCUGACUAGACACCAACGCAUACACACAGGAGAGAAGCCUUAUAGCUGUGAUCAGUGUGGGAAGAGCUUCAAUCAUUCAGGUACCCUGAGCGAACACCAACGCACACACACAGGAGAGAAGCCUUAUAGCUGUGAUCAGUGUGGGAAGAGCUUCAAUCACUCAGGACACCUGACCAUACACAAACGCAUACACACAGGAGAGAAGCCUUAUAGCUGUGAUCAGUGUGGGAAGAGCUUCAAUCAAUCAGUACACCUGACUACACACCAACGCAUACACUUUGGAGAGAAACCUUACUCCUGUCUAUGUGGAAAAAGCUUUGCUCAUUCAGGGUCACUGAAAAAACACCAGAAAUCACAAACAUGUCGUCUUUCAUCUCCCUCCUCUCCGGCACCGGUUCAAGAUCCCUAAAUAAAGUUUACAUAGAAAACAUCUUGUAAACAGUCAUCCAUCUCCCAUUCUCUAACAGUUACUAAGUCUGAUUACCAUGGUAACCUGUGUAGCAUAAUAUGCAGCUCUGGAUCCAUAUUUAUCAAGUGUCUUGGAGUAGGAGUGUGGUGGGGUGUGUUGGGGUGGGGGGGUUCAGAGCUGUAUCUUAUUUCAUUAACUCCUAUUAUCCUUUAAAUAAUAAUAGAAUAAUGUUUCAACAAUACAAGGUUUGUAUUCAUGUAUUCAGGAGAUCAAUAAAUUAAAUCCAUUAUCUGCUCAA